This is a messenger RNA of Schistocerca serialis cubense, 2125 nucleotides long. RefSeq lists its product as uncharacterized. Lineage: Eukaryota; Metazoa; Arthropoda; Insecta; Orthoptera; Acrididae. Bases 28 to 747 code for a protein of 239 amino acids. The record is from RefSeq and is a predicted model, not a curated record. The transcript is spliced from 5 exons.
CGCGGGCGAGCCGUCCAGUCUGCAGACAUGAGGCGCGGCCUGUUCGUCGCCACUCUGGCCCACGUCGCAGCAAUACUUUCGUCUGCUUACGAUUACGCUCAGAGCAGCGACGAGGAGUAUGACGAAAACCCGUGCCUCCCUCAGAUAGCAGACCGCUGCUUCAAAGACGUCUACGAGAACUUGCUGUGUCACGUCGACCCGAGCUCUUUGCCAGACUGCGUCAAGAAGAAUGUGGACGACUUCUGCGAUGCUGCUUCAGAUGCGUUGGACUGUGCAGUAGCUAUUGUCGAUGGUGACUGCACAAUUGCGGAAGGGUCUGAUGUCUUCGACGCCUGGAUCAGUGGCCUUCGCAAUGUAUACAAGACCUUCUGCACUGCUGAGAAACAACUGCUAAGAGUUCUGAUUGCAGCUCCUAACUGUUGGAACAGCAUCUUUUUCUUAAAAUGUGUUGAGAGGACAAUAAGGGUGAACAGUACCGUGGACUUGAUGAGAGUGCCCCUGGAUCUGGCUAUGUGCAACCAGAUAGCGGUUGCAGCUUCUGCCUGCAACGUGAAGGCGACUCGGCCGUCAGAACUGUGCGAAGCGCCGCAGGGAGCCAUAAGCGAGGCCAUCCACUCGUUCUUCACGGGAACCAAGUGCGGUGUCCCGUGCGUCUCUUCAGCGACGAUGCUGCUGCCGCACGCAGUCUCUGUGGCUUGUUUGACCUGCUACCUGUGUGGAAUCUCGGCAAUGCUGUUUCACCUAUAGCUCAUAUGAGCAACGCAUUUACUUGAACUCUGCUGCAGGUAACCGCAGUCUUACAGGGAGCAGAGGCGAGGAUGGAAAGCUACCGCUCUCGUAUAUUCCUGCUGGAAUAUUCUAUCUAUCUAUCUAUAUCGGAAUCCCGCUCCAGCUACUGCGGGGUCUGGGUUCUGACGAGUCCUCUCCAUUUGGCUCGGUCCUCCCACCACGUUUCUUCCUCAACUUACUGCCAGGUCACACCUCUCCUUUCAACAGAUAUUAUCACUCCCAUUUUCCAACGUGUUCUUGGGCGCCCUCUAGGUCUUUUCCCAUUCAUCUUUAGUUCUUCCAUAAUUUUGGGGAGUGUCUGCCCAUGCAUCCUCUUAACAUGCCCAUACCAUCUUAAUCUCUUUCUUUCAAUUUAUUCUCUCAUACUUUCUUGUUUAAGGUCCUUCCUAAUCUCUACAUUCCUUACUCUGUCCAUCCUUGUUUUUCCCUUAACUGUUCUGAGAAAUUUCAUUUCCCCUGCUUGCAGUCUGCUCUAGUCCCUUUCUGUCAUUCUCCAUGUUUCUCCACCAUAGGUGACAAUAGGGAUGUAAUAACUCUUAUACAUAAGGAGUUUUGCUCUUUCUGAAACUUCAUUAUGCCAAAUCAGGUGUUUGGUAGAAAUUGCCUCCCUUCUGUAACCUCCUAUUAAUUUCGUUAGUUAUUCUUCCAUCCCUAGAUAUUUCACUCUCUAAAAAAGUGAAACUUUCUACCGCUUUGAGGGGUUCUCCAUUCAAGGUAAUAUUUCCGUUGAUCCCUUUCUCUCUUCCAAAUACCAUCACUUCACUCUUAUCUUUAUUUAUUUUUAAUCCAUACAUUUCCAUCCACGCAUCAAGCUGUAACUGUACAUCUACCUCUUUAUCACCCCAUAUUAUCAUAUCAUCUGCAAAUAUCAUCUUUUUGUCUUUUUCUUUUACUGUAUCUUUAACUGCCCUAUUCAUUCCCUCCAUCACAACAUUAAAAAGUGCAGGAGAUAGAAUACUUCCUUGCUUAAGUCCUUAUUUCGAAGUAUAACCCCAAUGGUGUUCUAAUUCUACAAUUGUGUCCUCUGUACAUUGUCUUUAUAACGUUAAUGUAACCAUCUUCUAAAUCUAUCUGGAAUAUUGUGUAAAAAAAAAGACGUUAUGUAAAAAACAAGUCUUCUCUGGUAGGCAUAGGUUUUCACUGGACAUGUGUUCAAUAUUCUGCUCAUCUGAAAAAGUGUUAAUUGUUUCAGUGCAACAGUUUGAGUGAGUAAAUGUUGCAAUGCCUUUGACAGAUGAUAUAAUUUUACAACUCAGCUGUAUUUACACAGACAUCUACUACAAAAUAUUUUAGUUAAUUAAUGUGUGUCUAAAAGAAAUGUAACUACUUUUGUAAU